Molecule: messenger RNA, 749 nt
Organism: Erigeron canadensis
Lineage: Eukaryota; Viridiplantae; Streptophyta; Magnoliopsida; Asterales; Asteraceae
Product: transmembrane emp24 domain-containing protein p24beta2
Exons: 4
Coding region: 1-621 (206 amino acids)
Biological process (GO): Golgi organization; endoplasmic reticulum to Golgi vesicle-mediated transport; intracellular protein transport
Cellular component (GO): endoplasmic reticulum; COPII-coated ER to Golgi transport vesicle; Golgi apparatus
Source: RefSeq, a predicted model, not a curated record
AUGUUUCAUACAUUUUUAGCGAUUGUUGUUAUAAUUUCUUUGUUAAAAACUCACGUUGCUGGGAUUAGAUUUGUGAUCGAUAGAGAAGAAUGUUUGUCUCAUAAUGUUGAUUAUGAGGGAGAUACGGUUCAUGUUUCUUUUGUUGUAAUUAAGGCAGAAUCGCCAUGGCAUUUUUCCGAGGACGGUGUUGAUCUAGAGAUAAAAGGCCCGGAUGGAGAGGAGGUGUACAAUGUACAUGAUAAAUCUAGCGAGAUGCACGAGUUUGUGGCUCAAAAGAAAGGUUUAUACCAUUUUUGCUUCAUAAACAGGUCUCCAUAUCACGAGACCGUUGACUUUGAUGUUCAAGUUGCCCAUUUUGGAUCCAACGAUCAACAUGUAAAAGACGAGCAUUUUAAGCCAUUGUUUGAUCAAAUAACAAAAUUGGAGGAAGCACUUUACAACAUUCAGUUUGAACAGCAUUGGUUAGAGGCAGAGAACGAUCGACAGGCAAUUAUAAAUCAGAAAAUGAGUAAGAGAGCAGUCCAGAAGGCUCUAAUCGAGUCUGCAGCACUGAUUGGAGCCAGCGUCCUGCAGGUCUAUCUUCUACAACGUCUGUUUGAGCGAAAAAUGGGGUUCAUCUAGGGUGUAAGAAGAUGGAGUGUAUAUACAUUACUUAUAUUUGGUGUUAUUUAGGCCGAAUGUAGAUUUCUCAAUGGCCUAGUAAAACACCCCAUUAAAUUACAAGAAGUCUAUUGCAAUGCAUCUGGUAU